Molecule: messenger RNA, 920 nt
Organism: Oncorhynchus masou masou (cherry salmon)
Lineage: Eukaryota; Metazoa; Chordata; Actinopteri; Salmoniformes; Salmonidae
Gene: dachb
Product: dachshund b
Exons: 3
Coding region: 64-900 (278 amino acids)
Biological process (GO): regulation of transcription by RNA polymerase II
Cellular component (GO): nucleus; transcription regulator complex
Molecular function (GO): RNA polymerase II cis-regulatory region sequence-specific DNA binding; DNA-binding transcription factor activity, RNA polymerase II-specific
Source: RefSeq, a predicted model, not a curated record
GAGUGAGGAGAGGACCGAGAACAAAUAAGCGCCAGUGAGAGAGAACAACAAGUGAAAGUGACCAUGUCCACCACUAUGGCCGUCCCGGCGACCCCUCCUGUCCUCUCACCCGGCUCAGGUGCACCUUCCUCCUUGGGAAUAUUCCGCUCCGACCCGAUCUACACUGCCACAACCACCAGCCCUCAUCCAGACUCCCCCUCCCCGCGGCGCGCCACCACCGGACUCCUCAACCCCUUCCUAACCGGGUCAGGAGUCCCAUCCGGUGGCUUGGGAUUCGCCAACACACCGGUUUUUCGAGAUCGAGGAAUUUCCACCACUACAACUACAACCACAACCAGUGAGUGCAGAAUGGUGGAUGUACACGGAGUAAAAGUUGCCUCUUUCAGCGUCGGAGGACAGGACGACUUGAUUUGUCUACCCCAAGUUUUUGACCUCUUUCUAAAACAUCUCGUCGGCGGGCUUCAUACCGUUUACACUAAGCUGAAACGCCUGGAUAUUUGUCCGGUUGUGUGUACUGUGUCGCAGGUCCGGGUCCUGAGGGGUCUCGGUGCGAUCCAACCGGGAGUCAACCGCUGCAAGCUCAUCUCCAGGCGGGACUUCGAGGCGCUCUACACUGAUUGCACCAUUGCGAGCUCUCGUCCGGGCCGGCCUCCAAAGCACUCUGUUGGGGGUGGGAUUCCGGAAAGCUCCAGGCAUCCUCAUCCUGGGGUUCACGGCCUGCUGUCACCUGGCAUGCUGUCUCACAUAGGAGGGAGUGAGUGUUCCUGGGAUAAGGAGAGGCUGGUGUCGCCCCUGUCUGGAGGUGGUGGGGUGGGCAGAAUAGGGAUGGGGGGACAACAGAGUCUUAACAACCAGGUGAACUCACUACAGAAACAACUACUGGCCAACCGUGAGUACUAAAGGAUUAUACUCUAUAUAUU